This is a messenger RNA of Microthlaspi erraticum, 222 nucleotides long. The record is from the annotation of a GenBank genome assembly. NCBI's taxonomy places the organism in Eukaryota, Viridiplantae, Streptophyta, Magnoliopsida, Brassicales, Brassicaceae.
AUGGGACAUAAGGAGCAUGGAGGGACUUGGCACAUGGAAGCAGCUCAACUGGACACGCAAAGGAAGAAGGGAGAAGCCAUCUUGAAGACCAGCUCGACCGUCUACUCGACCAACCGGUCGAGUUCCUCAACUCGACCGGCCAAGCUUCAACUCGAUCGAGCUGGGGAGUCAAAAACUAAUCCCAUCUUUGUGUUCUUGAAGCUCUUGCUUCUUGAAUCUUAG